This is a messenger RNA of Scatophagus argus, 2200 nucleotides long. It is a transcript of the gene exosc6, whose product is annotated as exosome component 6. The coding region runs from base 392 to 1216 and encodes 274 amino acids. The transcript has 2 exons. Gene Ontology annotation, biological process: poly(A)-dependent snoRNA 3'-end processing; nuclear mRNA surveillance; rRNA catabolic process. The record is from RefSeq and is a predicted model, not a curated record. Gene Ontology annotation, cellular component: cytoplasmic exosome (RNase complex); nucleolus; nuclear exosome (RNase complex). NCBI's taxonomy places the organism in Eukaryota, Metazoa, Chordata, Actinopteri, Scatophagidae.
AAGACACCUGUCUCAGUACAUAUUUUCACUCUGCUUGAUCAAAAAAAGUGGUUGUGCACUUAUUUGCAAAUUAAGAGGUUAACAAGGUUUUGUCAAUGCUAAUUGCUAGUUGUAGUAUUUAUUAAUUUGGGUGUUUAUAUUCUGGCUUUGUCAUUAGGGGAUGUAUCAUCAGUUUACUGAUAAUUUGUGAUUUUGUGAUAUAAUAUCCUGAUAAUAUCUUAUUUGUUAAUAUUGCAAACGCAUAUAUUUGAGAUUUUCCACCACUGAUGCAAUGUCUUUCAAUGCCACGCAAUAGUGGAACCAUUUCUCAGUUGCUGUGUUUCUGAGGGACAGUUUUUAAGGUGGACUAGCUUCCACACGCUUCUGCUACUUUACUUCAUAUCACUGCAACAUGCCGACGGAUACCAAGCGCGUUCGCGGCCCAGAAGUGUCCCAAAGCCCAUCUCUGUUUCUGUGCCAACCGGCGGACGUUCUCCCCUCGCACGGCCCCAGAGCGGACGGUCGGCAGCGGGACCAAGUGGACGUCCGGCCUGUUUUUGUCCGGUGUGGCCUCGUGAGCCAGGCCAAAGGCUCCGCAUACAUAGAGGCUGGAAACACCAAAUUGAUGUGCUGCGUUUAUGGCCCCAGAGAAACAGAGCGAAAAGAUGAAACCGAUAUGAAAUGCGGAAGGUUGACGACUGACAUGCGUUUUGCUCCAUUUUCCUGUCCAGAGAGGGGCUCCUGGAUUCAGGGGAGCCAGGACAAAGAUCUCUCCCUGAUGCUGCAUGAGAGUCUGCAGCCAGCUGUGUGCCUCCACAAAUAUCCCCGCUCUCAGAUCGAAGUCAACGUUAUGGUACUCGAGAACAGCGGUUCAGUUCUGGCCCAUGCCAUCACGUGUGCUUCUCUUGCUCUUGCAGAUGCAGGCAUUGAAAUGUAUGAUCUGGUGCUAGGUUGUUCCAUCUGCCAAGAUGGUACCUCUUUUGUGGUCGACCCUUCUUACAUGGAGGAAAACAGCUGCAGUUCAGUCGGUAGUGAGAACCAGGGUGGGCUGACUGUUGCGUUCCUCCCCAGCCUGAACCAAAUUUCUGGACUGCAGUCAGAUGGAGAAAUGACUGAAGACACUCUGACAGCUGGGAUUCGGACCUGCAUUGAGGGAUGCUAUAAACUUUACCCGGUUGUCCAACAAGCCCUGGCAAAGGCUGUGCGCAAGGCUGCUCCCCCACCUUCAGAGACCUGAGACACACAUUAACCAAGAACUGUUCAGUUCAUCGUUCUUCUUAUUCACAAUAUAAAGUUCUUACUUUAACAGCAAAACCUAUUUUUCUAAGUUUGCUAUUUGUGUUUAAAUAAUUUAACAGUAACAAAUACUUCAAAUAUUUCUGACAUGGGAAUGGGAAAUACAGAUUGGAUGAAUCAGUCUGCUUGUCGAGCAUCAUUCCUGGUUGUAUUGUCAUGAUGCAUCCUACUAAAUAUAAAAUAACUAAAUAAAUGCACUCUUUUGCAAUGGGCAGACCUCAUACAAACAUCACAGAUGGAUUUUCUGCUGUCAUUAGCUUUGCUGGAGUUUAAGACAGCUUUAACCCUCAUUGCCUACUGCAAAAUUACAUAGCAUCUGAAACUGUCUCGGUAUAUCUUGAAACUGCAGUAUAAAGUGCACCUAUGCCUCUGUACCCAUGUGCUGAGUCCUGUGGAAGAAACCCCAAUGCCGCUAGAGGUCAACUGAUGUAAGGCUUUAGUUAAACUUCUUAUAAAGUGGUUUAAGGGAAGGCCUUUACUACUCCGUCUCUGGUGUCAGAAAAGAUGCCUUGAGAAAAAAAAAAUAUCCUGGUGCUCCGCAUGCCCUCUUACCACUGUCUUUGGUUAGCACAUGGUCAUAUAAGUCAUGUAAUCACCAAAAUGGUGAGAGAGAAGCCUGGAAGUGUUAAGUUUAAUUUUAUGCUUAUGUGCCCAUUAGAAUUUGACAUACUUUUUGUCCUCAGGGUGGCAGUAGAGCAAGCACUGCUGUAUGUUUCAAACCAAGCUCUGUGGAUCAUGAACAUGCACAACAGAUUUUGUUAUACUGUAUUUUGUGCUGGCUGACAAUUGGUCCUGGAAAAUGAUGUUGCAGGCUAUAGUAAUAUGUUAAGUAAAAAACAAUUUAUUUCAUUAGCUUUAAGAUCAUGACACUCAAAGACAUGGAAGAAAACAACUCAUGUUAAAAAUAAACUUAUAUAUGUCCAAA